Messenger RNA from Belonocnema kinseyi, 1685 nucleotides. It is a transcript of the gene ppan, whose product is annotated as protein Peter pan. Gene Ontology annotation, cellular component: preribosome, large subunit precursor. The transcript is spliced from 7 exons. Gene Ontology annotation, biological process: ribosomal large subunit assembly; rRNA processing. The record is from RefSeq and is a predicted model, not a curated record. Bases 503 to 1603 code for a protein of 366 amino acids. NCBI's taxonomy places the organism in Eukaryota, Metazoa, Arthropoda, Insecta, Hymenoptera, Cynipidae. Gene Ontology annotation, molecular function: rRNA binding.
UUCGAAACGACAAGAAUGACUGGUCAUUGGAACACAAUCGAAUCUUCUUUGUAUACCUUAUACGAUAGAAAGAGAGAUCUCGAAACCAUAGUUUCGAAUUCGAUCGCACCUCAUUGUCUAAUCUCAUAUGUUAAAAAGAGAAGUGUGAUUGAACUCAAGCAUCGGAUUCUCACUGCAGUGUUUGGUAACCUUGAACUGUGAAGUGUUGACGUCAGAAUGGUGAAAAUUCUGUUUUUCGUAGACGAUUAAUAUAAUAUUUAUAAAAGUUGUACUUGAAUGGGCGCCGUCGUACUACAGUUGGAGUGCACCUUAUUAAAAUUAAGAAGUAUAUCAUUUGGAAUUCUGGCUGUCUGAACGAUUUCAUGGUCGUUGUGUGAAAAGAAAUAAGCAGAUCGAUACGGAAGAGAAUCCGGACCUUGUGCGAGCACCUCAUUCGUUCGUAAUUCACAGAGGCAUACCUGGAGAACACAUAGUUGAACUCACAAAAGACUUUCGCAGAGUUAUGGAACCUUUUACAGCUAGUGAUUUGAAAGAAAGGAAACGAAACACUAUAAAGGAUUUCGUUUCUGUUGCUGGUGUCCUUCAUGUUACACACAUGUCCAUUUUUACCAGAACAGAAAAUGGAAUGUAUUUAAAAUUGUGCAGAGUACCAAGAGGGCCAACGUUAAUGUUCAAAAUCUAUCAUUUUUCGCUCUCUCGCGACGUUGUGUCUUUAGCUAAAAAACAAUUUGUGUUCGAAGAAGCCUUUAAAAAUUCACCACUCAUAGUACUAAACAAUUUUAGUGGUGAGGGAAUGCAAAUGAAACUUAUGGCUUCCAUGUUCCAGAAUAUGUUUCCUACGAUAAAUUUGACAACGGUUAGGUUGAGUUCGAUACGUCGCUGUGUUUGCCUAAAUUAUAACUCCGCCACGAAAUUGAUCGACUUUAGGCAUUAUGCGAUUAAAGCAGUCCCUGUUGGCCUCUCUAGAAGUGUCAAAAAAUUGGUACAGGCGAGAAUACCAAAUCUUUCGAAAUGUCAAGACUUCUCAGAAUUUAUUUCAAAAGCGACUGUCUCGGAAAGUGAGGGUGAAGACGAUCCAGCAAAUCACGUUACAUUGCCACAAGAAUUAUCUUCUAGAGGAAAUCACGAAAGUAGUAAAAGCGCGAUUAGACUUUUUGAACUGGGACCCAGAAUUUCUAUGCAGUUGAUAAAAGUUGAAGACGGACUACUGGAAGGUGAAGUUCUCUUCCACGAUUUUAUCGAAAAGUCGGAAGAAGACAAGCUUUUUAUCCAAAAAAGACGAGAGAAGAAGAAGAAGUUAAAGGAAAACCGGAAAAAGGCGCAGGAAGAGAACAAGAAGAAGAAAGAAAGGAAAAAGGAGCAAGCGAAGGAAAAGUCUCUGAAAGGAAUGCAAAAAAAGAAGAAGGAAACUGAUAUAUUGAUGCACAAAAUCGCUAAGGAAUCUAACGAGGGAGAUAAGGAAGAGGAUGAUGAUUCUCAAUAUUACCGAGACGAAGUUGGAGAGGAACCUGAUAAAGAACUGUUUGAUGGAAGUGUCAAGAAAAGGAAAGUUCGUUCGUUUGCACCAAGAUAUAAAUCGAAAAAGGCCAAAACCAGCGCCUAAUUUUAUGUUAUUUGGUCAAUAAAAUAUUUUAUUCCCCCGAACAAAAAGACUGGUUUCACUAAUAAAAGUUUAUUGAAAAAGA